Messenger RNA from Cyclopterus lumpus (lumpfish), 858 nucleotides. RefSeq names its product transmembrane protein 275-like. The transcript has 2 exons. Bases 135 to 725 code for a protein of 196 amino acids. NCBI's taxonomy places the organism in Eukaryota, Metazoa, Chordata, Actinopteri, Perciformes, Cyclopteridae. The record is from RefSeq and is a predicted model, not a curated record.
GAGAUCUCCUCCAACUCUGCUCCUCCUGCGUGAUGGAGGGACAGAAGACAGCAACACAUCGAUGUGGUUUAUGGGUCUGAUCGAAGUCCUCUGAUCUUCAGCUCCUCAGGGUUUCACAGAGCUCUCCGUGAGACAUGGUGCUACCUGAAGAUUCCUCCAUGAAGGUCCCCGAGCAGCGCGCCCCGCGGCCCCAGAGCCUGCCCUCCCCGGCCCUGUGCUGCGCCUGCGGCCUGUGCAUCAUGCUGGCCGGCAUCAACAUCACCCUGGUGGGAGCUUUCGCCUUCGGCACCUUCAUCCCUACCGGCAACCCCCCGAUCAUCAUCGGGCCUCUCCUCUUGUUGGUGGCCCUGGCCUUCUUCACGGCGUGUUGCGUGGUCAGCAGGAGGCCCCCGGCCCACGCGGCCCGCAGGCCCAACGGAGGCGAGAAGUGGGGCCUGAUGCGCAUGGGGACGGCGGCGUUCGAGAUGGAGACGAGCGACCACAUGCUGCAGGACACGACGGCCGUGCAGCUCAGCCCCACCAACUCCCCCACCUCCUCUCACAAGUCCAGCUGCAGCCGCGGGGGCGACUCCCCGCCGGCCGGCUGCCAGCACGGAGCCGGUGAGCUGCACAUGUCAGAGAUGUCUGACGUGGGUGCCACUGGCGAUAGCGACACCUUGACCUCUGACCUCCAGGUGAGCACUCCCACACAGGUGCUGCCCGCUCAGAACACUUCCUCCACGUAGCAUGGACUGGUUUGUUGUGUUGUCUACUGGAUGGAAACGUCCGGUGCCGUUGACAAGAAGGAGACUGUUGACUGAAAUGUGUUAAACCUCUCUGAUCGUAGCUUAUUCGCUGUGUUAUGUCGUUGAAUGCUUA